Talpa occidentalis (Iberian mole) is the source of this 1046-nucleotide messenger RNA. RefSeq names its product synaptosome associated protein 29 (gene SNAP29). The record is from RefSeq and is a predicted model, not a curated record. Bases 193 to 969 code for a protein of 258 amino acids. The transcript has 5 exons. Gene Ontology annotation, biological process: exocytosis; synaptic vesicle fusion to presynaptic active zone membrane; synaptic vesicle priming. NCBI's taxonomy places the organism in Eukaryota, Metazoa, Chordata, Mammalia, Eulipotyphla, Talpidae. Gene Ontology annotation, molecular function: syntaxin binding; SNAP receptor activity. Gene Ontology annotation, cellular component: SNARE complex; plasma membrane.
CUCGCGCGGAGACGGCAGCGUCGCCGACGCGGAGCUGCUGGCCGGUGGGCGUCCGCGCUGUGGAGUUGCGGGGCGGGGGGAGUUUCCCGAAGCCCCCGGGAGGACGACGGGGACCCUUGCGCGCCGGGCUGGACGGCUCCUUGGUUUGGCCGCGCACCUUUUCCUGCCCACACCUACGCGAGCGCUAGCACCAUGGCGGCCUACCCUAGGAGCUGUAACCCGUUCGACGACGACGCGGAGGGGGAGGGCGCCCGGCCUGACCCUUGGAAGGACGCCCGCGACCUCUCCGACGGGCCCCGCGCGCCCGCGGACCGGCAGCAGUGCCUGCGGCAGGAGGUCUUGCGCAGGGCCGAGGCCGCCGCCGCCAGCACCAGCAGGUCCCUGUCCGUCAUGUACGACUCCGAGAGGAUCGGAGUCGCCACUUCUGAAGAGCUUGUCCGUCAGCGAGGAGUCUUAGAACACACAGAGAAGAUGGUGGACAAGAUGGAUCAAGAUUUGAAGACCAGCCAAAAGCAUAUUAACAGCAUUAAGAGUGUAUUUGGGGGGCUUGUGAAUUACUUCAAAUCCAAACCAGCAGAGACAUCAACUGAACCAAAUGUUACCCUUGCACCCCCAGCCAACAGCAGAUUGAAAGAAGCCAUAAGUACAAGUAAAGAACAUGAGGCAGAGUACCAGGCCAGUCAUCCAAAUCUCAGGAAGCUGAAUGACUCAGACUCCAUCCCUGGAGGGGCUGGUUCUGCUAUGAGUACCGAGGCUUACCCAAAGAACACAUACCUUCGAGCCUACCACCAGAAGAUCGACAGCAAUCUAGAUGAGCUGUCCAUGGGGCUAGGCCGACUGAAGGACAUAGCCCUGGGGAUGCAGACAGAAAUUGAGGAACAAGAUGACAUUCUUGACCGCCUCACAAAUAAAGUGGACAAGUUAGAUGUCAAUAUAAAAAGCACAGAAAGAAAAGUUCGACAACUUUAAAGACAGAAAGAUUUCCACUCCCUUGUGAUGAAGAUUCACAAGAUUCUUUAAACUCCUAAGAAAUUUCAUGUGUUAUU